This is a messenger RNA of Sinocyclocheilus rhinocerous, 971 nucleotides long. RefSeq names its product glutathione S-transferase P-like. Gene Ontology annotation, molecular function: glutathione transferase activity. Gene Ontology annotation, biological process: glutathione metabolic process. The record is from RefSeq and is a predicted model, not a curated record. NCBI's taxonomy places the organism in Eukaryota, Metazoa, Chordata, Actinopteri, Cypriniformes, Cyprinidae. Gene Ontology annotation, cellular component: cytosol. The transcript is spliced from 7 exons. Bases 157 to 783 code for a protein of 208 amino acids.
GCUGAGAGGGCGCGUGCAUGACUAGUCAAAAAACUUACAGACUUAUAAAGUGAGCGUCGAGAGAUCUUCUGUGCACUGCACUUCAGGAGCAGCUCACACAUUGUCUGAAACACUCAGCCUUCACUACCCACACUAUUCUACACCUUAUGCACUUUAAUGGCUCCCUACACACUCACGUACUUCCCGAUCAAAGGCAGAUGUGGUGCCUUGAAGAUGAUUCUGGCGGACAAUGAGCAGAAGUUGAAGGAGAACCUGGUGUCCAGAGAGGAGUGGAUGAAGGGUGAUAAGAAAGGCAGCUGUCUCUUUGGACAGUUGCCUAUAUUUGAAGAUGGUGACCUGGUCCUGUAUCAGUCCAAUGCCAUUUUAAGGCAUGUGGGUCGCAAACAUGGUGCAUAUGGAAAAAACGACUGUGAGGCUUCUCUUAUUGACAUGAUGAACGAUGCAGUUGAAGAUCUUCGCCUAAAAUACAUCAAACUGAUCUACCAGGAAUAUGAGACUGGUAAGGAAGCGUACUGCAAAGAUCUGCCCAACCACCUCAAACCAUUUGAAUCUAUUCUGUCCAAAAGCAAAUCUGGAUUCCUAGUUGGUGAUCAGAUCUCAUUUGCGGACUACAACCUGUUCGACCUUCUGCUGAAUCAUAAAGUCCUUUGCUCUGCCUCUCUGGACUCCUUCCCAACUCUCAAGAGCUAUGUGGAUAAGAUUGCUGCCCGGCCCAAAAUCAAAGCUCUCCUGGAGUGUGAAAACUUCAAGAAACUUCCCAUCAAUGGCAAUGGCAAGCAGUAAUUCAGUAGAACAUUCUCAAACAAUGGCACUUGCUGUUAAAAGGCCUUAACUGGUGCUCUGUGAUUAGCAAAACAUCUCAAGUCUUUGUAUGAACGUCUAUUUUGUAUGUUUAACUGUUUUUGAUAGUUUUUACUAACCGAAAGCCAUGUGUCAAUUAUUAUGAAUAAAAAAAAUGUAAACAUCCAGAA